UUCUCAUGCUCCAUAUGUGACAAAUACAACCCAACAUUCACAAAGUGAUGUAGUUGGUAUAGAAGACAUUGUUUUCUCGUCGAUGAUUGGGACUAAGAAUUUGUCCAACCGGUGGGCAAAACAAUGCAGACAUCGGCAAGAUGGGUGACUUGGUCCUAUAAAAGAGUUCUUUGCAUUUGCCCUUCUUAGAAAAGCAAGUGUUUUCAUUGAAUAGAGAGAAAUGGCUGAGGCUUUGGUGAAGUUCUUUGUGCAGAGAUUGAAUUCUCUAUUAGUUGAGGAAAUUGAAACCUUCUCUGGCCUUGAAGAUCAAAUGCAUAGGUUGGUAAAUACACUCAGGGAGGUGGGACAGUACACUGAAGAAAUGAGUUGUGAAGAAGGAGAUGCUGCUACAUGUGGUUGGGUGAAUGAACUGAGAGAACUGAUCAGUGAAAUGGAUGACCAUAUCGAUGAGUUCAUCAUUCAGAUGGAUAGGCAAAAGAAAUCGGAUUGCUUAGUCCUGACUGAUUGCUUCAGAAGUGAAUUGCUGAAGAUAGAAUCUCGCCUUGCCCUAGCUGUUCACAGAAUGGCAGAGCUCAAAAUUCCAACUACUGUUGAAGAGAUGGAAUACAGCAUGGAAAAUCCUCAUGAACUGGAAGGCCGUGGGGAAGAUGACAGGAAAAAAUCUCAAGAGCAGGCAAGUCAGAUAGCAUCACCAAAAAAUUCAGCCACCAUUGGAGGACAGAAGAAAGACGACAAGGAUGAGUCUCAAGAUUUCCAUGACAGUCAGAAAUCUGCCCUUAAAAUUUCAACUACCACUGGAGGAGAUGAGGAGGAUAACAUGGAAACCUCUCAUGGGGUAGAAGAAGGUGAGACAUCCGAUCAAACUUUUUCUCAAUUCCAAUUAGACUAUAAUAAGCUACCAUAUUAUCUUCAAUCUUGUUUCCUAUAUUGUUGCACCUUCCCUGAGGCCUACUGGAUACAUAAAGGACGAUUAAUUCAAUUAUUAGUUGCUGAAGGGCUGGUUCAAGAGAAAGCAGGAGAGAUAAUGGAAGAUAUAGCAGAAGCAAAUAUAAAUGAACUGAUUAUCCAGAACAUGCUUCAAGAAGAAGAUAAUAACCCCAACAGGUUAAGUGUCCCCUAUCUUUACCGUGAUUUUUGUAUCCACAAGAUGGAGAAGAAAAUUUUCACUGCUACAUGUACCAGUCCAAUUUUCAGCUUUCCUCGCUCUGCUCGUCGUGUUUCAAUUGAUUUAGACAAGAUAACAGUAACACCUGACUUAACCGAUCUCCAACCCCGGUCUUUAUUCUUGUUUGGGUACCAAGACCUUCCUGAGCAUGACAGAAAUUGGCUAACUUUGCCUUGGGCAAAAUUUUUACGAGUGCUAGAUUUAGAAGGUAGGAAGAUCAAGAGCUUACCAGAUGAAGUGGAAAACCUGAUACAUCUGAGAUAUCUUGGCUUGAGAAAAACCAACAUAAAUCAGCUUCCAGCAAGCCUUGGUAACUUACGAGCCCUUCAAACUUUAGUUCUCAGAUGGUGUGGCUAUUUCAAAGCACUUCCAGCAAAGAUAAUAAACCUUGCAAAAUUGAGGCACCUAAAACUAGGCCCCAAUAAUUCAUGGGGAACGACACCAUCAGCAGGAAUAGGAAAAUUGAAAAAUCUACUGACGCUUACUGGUAUACAUGCUGAUUGUUGCAUUACAAGAGAAUUAGGUAACCUGGUUCAGCUCAGAAAAAUGGGAAUAAUCGAUGUAACUGGUGAGAAUGUUGGUGAAGUCUUUGCCUCCAUUGGCAAGAUUCAGGGCCUUCUAUGUUUGUCUCUAAUGGGCAAAUAUGUUGACCACCAGCUAGUUCUUGUCCUUCCAGAUUCCUUUUCACCCCCACCCACUAUUAGGAAACUUCGCCUAGACGGGCUCCUACAAAAGCUACCACAGUGGCUUGGCUCGAUGAAAAUGCUCACCAAACUCAGGCUAGGUUUCUCUUACCUGUCUGAAAACCCAAUGUUGGUGCUUCAUCUACUACCUAAUUUGACAAGGUUAACCUUGUGGCAGGCUUAUGUUUCAAAGCAGUUAGGGAAAGAAUUUUGCAGGGUUGGUUGGUUUCCCAAGCUUGAAUUUCUUCAAAUUGCUUCUAAUGUUUUGGAGGAAUGGACAGCGAUUGAAAAGGGAGCACUACCAAGUUUGAAUUGCCUUCAUUUUCAUUGCUGUUCAAAACUGAGAAUGCUUCCUGAAGGAUUACAGUUUGUAACCACAUUGAAGCAUUUAUAUUUGUUCCCUCUGCUUGAUGAUCACAAGGAAAGGCUGAAACCUGAUGGAGGAGAAGAGAAUUACAAAAUCAAGCACAUUUCACAAAUAUCAUUCAUCCCUACAUCCUGUUGCGAACCCUCUGCAAGAAGGAAUGCAGGAGACAUGUGUGGAUAGAUGAAUAUUAACUAUUGACAGUCUCUUGGCCAAAAUAA
This is a messenger RNA of Theobroma umbraticum, 2433 nucleotides long. Its product is annotated as disease resistance protein RPM1-like. Gene Ontology annotation, biological process: defense response to other organism. NCBI's taxonomy places the organism in Eukaryota, Viridiplantae, Streptophyta, Magnoliopsida, Malvales, Malvaceae. The record is from RefSeq and is a predicted model, not a curated record.